This is a messenger RNA of Knipowitschia caucasica, 1098 nucleotides long. The record is from the annotation of a GenBank genome assembly. NCBI's taxonomy places the organism in Eukaryota, Metazoa, Chordata, Actinopteri, Gobiiformes, Gobiidae.
AUGGGGCCACAAGGGGAGCUAUGGGAUCCACCUGUGGACCUGAGACAUCUCUCUCCAGAACAGCAGCAAAAAGUCAAGCAGAUGCUGAGAGAGGAGAGCCACGUGUUUGCCAAGGACGAUUGGGACACUGGAUGUAUCAAAGAACUUCAAAUGAACAUUCAGUUAAAACACAACGUCCCAGUCCAAAGACUGUUGAACCAAAAGACUUUGCCUGAUCGCCACCCCAUCCCCCGGAUCCAGGAAAUUUUGGAAAAUAUCGGGGGCAACUCAUGGUUCACUGUACUGGAUCAAGGCAAGGCAUACCAUCAGGGAUUUGUGUGUGAGCAGAGCCGCCCAUCUAGGAAAUCCGCAAGACCGGACGGGAUCAGUCCCAGGCUGCUGAGGACCUGUGCAGACCAGCUCUCUGAGGUCCUCAGCUACAUCUACAACCUGAGCCUCAGCCUGGAGAAGGUCCCUGUCCUGUGGAAGACCUCUUGUGUGAUCCCGGUUCCUAAAACCGCGCACGCCAAGGAACCGGCUCACUACAGACCAGUCGCACUGACCUCCCACCUGAUGAAGACCAUGAAGCGGCUCAUCCUCAACCAUCUCCGCUCUGUGGUCAGCCCCACACUGGACCCGCUGCAGUUCGCCUACAUGCCCAAUAUCGGAGUAGAGGCCGCUGUCAUCUACUUCCUGCAGUGGACGCUCUCCCACCUGGAGCCCGCCGGGAGCGCUGUGAGGGUCAUGUUCUUCGACUUCUCCAGUGCUUUCAACACCAUCAGGCCGACCGACCACAGUACGUGCGGCUGUGGGUCUGAGGUGGUAGUCUGCAGCACUGGGGCCCCUCAGGGCACUGUCCUCUCAACGUUUCUCUUCACCAUCUACACUUCAGACUUCACAUACGACACACACAGCUGUCACCUGCAGAAGUUCUCCGCCAUCGUGGGCUGUGUGUUUGAGGGGAACCAACUGGAAUAUCGGUCAGUUAUCACAGACUUUGUCGACUGGUGUGAGCGCAACCACUUGUGCUUGAACACCAGUAAGACCAAGGAGAUGAUCAUCGAUUUCAGGAGAAAACCACUUUCCCACACGCUGCUGAACAUCCAGGGGAAGACAUAG